CUCAUUCCGCUGAGUUCCUUCAGCAUGAACCGGUCUGGUACCAUGCUCUGCGUUCUACCGUCAGACUGAGUUGUUUUCUCCAUGGUUUACUGAACUGGAUCUUUGAACUUUUCUGCAAAGUUGGAACUCUGGCUCACCCGAACCGAACCAUGAUCCCAGAACUUCAUGGUACCGGGGAGAUCAGAAGCAGGCUGAGGAACCCCAGUCCAGGUGGUACCGCCGGCGGGGCGAACCAGGCCCGUUUUGUCAGGGGCUUGCUUGGACAGAUCCAGACGCCCAUCAGGACGGAACCGUUCACCGAGAACUACCGCAUCAUCCCGGGCCAGGAGCUGGGCAGGGGGAAGUUUGCUGUGGUUAGGAAGUGUGUGGAGAAAUCUACAGGCCGUGAGUAUGCCGCCAAGUUUAUAAGGAAGAGACGGAAAGGUCAGGACUGCCGGACGGAGAUCAUCCAUGAAAUCGCCGUGCUUGAGCUGGCCACAGCCAGUCCACGGGUGGUCAACCUCCACCAGGUCUACGAGAUGGCCUCAGAGAUGGUACUUGUUCUUGAGUACGCUGCCGGAGGGGAAAUCUUCAACCAGUGUGUGUCGGAUCGAGACGAUGAGGCCUUCAUGGAGGAUGAUGUGAAGAGACUUCUGAGGCAGAUCUUAGAGGGAGUCUCCUUCUUUCAUCAGAACAGCUUGGUCCACCUCGACCUGAAACCUCAGAACAUCCUGCUGACCAGCAGCUCUCCUCUGGGCGACAUUAAGAUUGUGGACUUUGGGCUGUCCAGGAAGCUCAGCAGCCACCAUGAGCUCAGGGAAAUCAUGGGAACCCCAGAGUACGUGGCCCCUGAGAUUCUCAACUACGAGCCUAUCAGCACUGCAACAGACAUGUGGAGCAUCGGAGUCCUGGCCUACAUAAUGCUGACGGGAAUCUCUCCAUUCCUGGGUGACGACAAACAGGAGACGUUUCUCAACAUCUCUCGGCUGAAUGUGAGCUACAAUGCUGAGGAGCUGCAGCAGCUGGACCGCGCCGCCCUGUCGUUCAUCCAGAUGCUGCUGCGCAGACGGCCUCAAGAGCGGGCCACGGCAGAGCAGUGCCUCACACACCCCUGGCUUCAGAGGACUGGGCCCCCGAUGGAGGAAAAACCAGAGAGGUCCAGCAUCAGCAGCCGGGCGCCUGGCCGCAGCACAGAUGAAGAUCCAGAGGGAGGAGGGGCGGUGACUGAGGAGCUGAUUGUCAUGGCGGCCUACACCUUAGGUCAGUGCCGCCAGUCAUCCAGCUCGUCCUCUGAAGAGGCGGUGGAGCAGAAGGCCAUCACCUCUAAACGCUUCAAGUUUGAGGAGCCAUUCAGCGUCCUGCAGGAGGUCCCUGGAGAAUUCAUCUACUGACCAGAAACCUUUUUAUUAAACCAAGAUUUUAUCUGAAUCUUUUAUUUAACUUGCUCGAUUUAAGUGACUUUUUAUUGGUUCCCUUCCUCAUAUUUUUCCCAAUAAUGCACCAGAAGACGACCGAUCAGCGAACAGGACGUCCAGAACAAAGGCUUCAGAUUGGACGUGUUUGUUCCCAGUGGUGCUGCAGGUUCUGGAGAUGCUAAAGGAGGUUUUCGUUAAAAUCCAGUUUAGUUACAGACAACCUAAGAGGAACAGGAAACUUAUUUUAAAGUCACUAAACUGUCAGCAAAAACAUGGCAGCCUGAUGGGAGCAGACCAUCGUUCUGAUCUGCCCAGUUACUAAAAUCCAGCUUGUGUUUAUUAUCUAAUCAAACCCGUUAAAUUAGUUUUUUAUGUUAAACUUAGCUGUUAAAUAAAAACAUUUUUAGUCUCAGCUUAACAGCACCAAGCUUAACCACUAAGGCAGCAUACCUGAAAGGCUUUGUUUCUGCUGUAAGCAAAGAGGAUGGUUUGUUAAAGGAAGGUUGAAUAAAAAGAAGUGAAAAACAUCUUGACCUAAAAAAGGGGUUCUAGAUUCACUUUUCUUUUUUCUAAGGUUUUAUUUCAAUUUUUUUCCCCUCUAAGUUUUGUUUUCAAAAAGGUUUUAUGGCUGUUAUUUUUUUUUUUUUUUCAAAUUUCUCCUUUUUUUUAGAUUCUAAGGAUCUUAAGGUUCACAUUCUGUUCACUUUAAGCAAAAAUCAAACAUUUGCUUUUAGUGAACAUUAAAAAUGUCUUUGCUGAUGUCUAUGAAAAGCUUCUUGGCUCCACUGUUCAGAGGAGAACACAACACGAGCCGUACUUCUGAAAAAGAGAAAUAAAACUACAUUAUAU
Molecule: messenger RNA, 2243 nt
Organism: Cyprinodon tularosa
Lineage: Eukaryota; Metazoa; Chordata; Actinopteri; Cyprinodontiformes; Cyprinodontidae
Gene: stk17a
Product: serine/threonine kinase 17a
Exons: 7
Coding region: 150-1370 (406 amino acids)
Biological process (GO): protein phosphorylation; intracellular signal transduction; positive regulation of apoptotic process
Cellular component (GO): nucleus
Molecular function (GO): ATP binding; protein serine/threonine kinase activity
Source: RefSeq, a predicted model, not a curated record